Molecule: messenger RNA, 2032 nt
Organism: Acinonyx jubatus (cheetah)
Lineage: Eukaryota; Metazoa; Chordata; Mammalia; Carnivora; Felidae
Gene: DUOXA2
Product: dual oxidase maturation factor 2
Exons: 6
Coding region: 331-1293 (320 amino acids)
Biological process (GO): protein transport
Cellular component (GO): endoplasmic reticulum membrane
Source: RefSeq, a predicted model, not a curated record
GCUCAGGCUGCUAUAAAAGGGGUCCAGAUCCCACACCACUUCCAAACACAGAGCAAACCCGCAGAGCCUUGAACGUAACUGGUUACAACCAGUGAGAAAUAAUUCCUCUCUCCCACCUACCCAACCCUGCCCCAGCCAAUCCAGAGCACUUGAAGGCAACCGGCCGGCCGCUGCACUUCCUUAGGGAAAAGUCAGGAGCUCAGGCUUGACCAUCUCAUUGAGUCCUGUCCAAGAACGCAGGGGACCGGAUAAAGAUAAGUGGGACCCAGGCUCGGCUGCCAGGUACCUGCUAUUCCCACUCCAGCAGACCCAGCUUGUCCGGGUUGCAGCAUGACUCUGUGGAAUGGUGAGCUGCCUUUCUACCCCCAGCCUCGGCAUGCCCCUGGCAUCAGCGUCCCACUGCUCAUCGUCAUUCUGGUGUUCUUGGCCUUGGCUGCCAGCUUCCUGCUCAUCUUGCCUGGGAUUCGUGGCCACUCGCGCUGGUUCUGGCUGGUGAGAGUUCUUCUCAGUCUCUUCAUAGGCGCAGAAAUUGUGGCCGUGCACUUCAGCGCACAGUGGUCAGUGGGUGGGGUGAACACCAACACAUCCUACAAGGCCUUCAGCGCAGCACGAGUCAGAGCCCAUGUUGGUCUGCACGUCGGCCUGGAGGGAAUUAAUAUUACACUCACAGGGACCCCAGUGCAGCAGCUGAACGAGACCAUAGACUACAACGAGCGCUUCAACUGGCGUCUGGGCGAGAACUAUGCCGAGGAGUACUCGGAGGCGCUUGAGAAGGGGCUGCCAGAUCCAGUUCUCUACUUGGCCGAGAAGUUCACCCCGAGCAGCCCCUGCGGGCUCUACCGCCAGUACCGCCUGGCGGGGCACUAUGCCUCGGCCACGCUGUGGGUGGCUUUCUGCUUCUGGCUCCUCUCCAACGGGCUGCUCUCCAUGCCGGUUCCGCUCUACGGGGGCCUGGCGCUCCUGACCACCGGUGCCUUCACGCUCUUCUCUAUCUUCGCCUUCGCCUCCAUCUCCAGCGUGCAGCUCUGCCCGCUCCGUCUCGGCUCCGCCACUCUCACCACUCACUAUGGCGCCGCCUUUUGGGUCACCCUGGCCACCGGCAUCCUGUGCCUCCUGCUGGGAGUGGCGGUGGUGAGUCUCCACUACUCUUGGCCCAGCGCGCUUCGCACCUUCUUGGACCGAAGCGGCAAGGACUAUGGUAGCCAGGUGAAAGGGAGCUCGCCUCUCAUCCUGAACAACCCACUGCAUAAGCAGUUUGGAGCCCUGGACUUAACAACCAAUACUAACCUCUGAGGGGGACUCAACCUCAGACUGCUACCCCACCUCGGUCCCCUGCAAGCCAGGUAGCAAUGCCGGCUGGGGCUGGGCCGGGAUAGCCCAAAGAAAGUCACUGCGUGGGAAGGGGUGGGGGUGGGGGAGCCACUGGGGAAAAGCAGGCGGCCUCAGACGGGCUGCAACUCCUGCACCCAGGGAAAAAUCUCCCAGAGUGACCUGUAAAUAAAUAUUUUUCCUUUUUUUUUUUUUUUUAAUUGUUUCCAUUACAUUUCAUGGCUUUCCCAGACUUAGGGAAUAUGAGUCCUCAGCGGACUUCCUGGGCUGGAAGCAGCCAAGUCCAUUCUCUCUGCCUUGCCACGAGGCUCUGGGAGAGAGGCGCCCUCUAGUGAGCCCAAAGGGGAACUCACCAGAACCAGUAUCUUCCUGAACUGCCCCAGGUGGAUGGUUGGUAGCAGUGACCAGGCAGGUCACUAUCCCAUUGGCCCAGUGGGUUUCCCCUUCACUGGCCCAGGUGAGUGGACCUGGAGGGAAUGGCAUUUUUGAGGUAAUUUACUAACUCCAGUUUAUUCACCAAGAGGUGGUAUCUGAGGGCUAACUAAAGUAGAUGUCGGCAAGGCAUAAAAAUAAAUCCUGGGAUUAUUUUUUAGGUCCUUGGCAAGACCUACAAUCUUAUUUGGCAGAUUUGAGAAGUGAAGCUUAAAGAUAAUGUAGCACAUGUGGUUGAUAUCCUGGGACAAGAAGUUUGGUUUCUUCUCUG